Brassica rapa (field mustard) is the source of this 964-nucleotide messenger RNA. RefSeq lists its product as uncharacterized. The record is from RefSeq and is a predicted model, not a curated record. Gene Ontology annotation, biological process: protein histidyl modification to diphthamide. Gene Ontology annotation, molecular function: metal ion binding. Gene Ontology annotation, cellular component: cytosol. NCBI's taxonomy places the organism in Eukaryota, Viridiplantae, Streptophyta, Magnoliopsida, Brassicales, Brassicaceae.
UGACGACAAUUCGGAGCGAGAAGUUUCAAAGGAGCUUCUUUUUUUUUCUGUUCCUUUUUGACAGAUGGCUAGAUUCCUUCUCCUCUGUUUCCUCUUCGCGGCGGCGCUGACGUCAUCAUUGACGGAAGCCGGCGACGACAACAGAGUCUACUCUCCUUGCUCAGAUUCAACAGUCGCGGUAGGCGACGGAUUCACUUUCGGCAUUGCCUUCGCGGCGAGAGCUUCUUUCUUUGGCACCAAUCGUUCCGUUCAGUACUCUCCCUGCGAUCGUCGCCGCCUCUCCCUCAGCGGCAACUCUGAGCUCGCCGUGUUCAGACCUAAAGUCGAUGAGAUCACCCUCUUGACGAUCAAUACCUCGUCGAGCUCCUCUAGUUUCCGCCCGGAUUCAUCAAAGGGAUACAUGGUAGCUUUCGCUGGUGCGAAAUACGCUGCAAGAUCAGUUCCAAUUAUGGUUGCUGACAACGAUCACGUCGUGACAAGCUUCACCCUUGUUCUUGAGUUUCAGAAAGGUAGGCUUGAGAACUUGUUCUGGAAGAAAGACGGAUGCUCAAAAUGUUCUGGAAAUGCCAAAUUCGUGUGCCUCAACAAAGAAGAAUGCGCUAUUAAAAGACAAAGCUGCAAGAACCAAGGAGGGCAAGUAGAUUGCAGCUUGGGGAUCCAGUUGGCGUUCUCCGGCACGGAUAAGCACUACACCGCGUUGAACUCGUGGUACGAAGUUGCGAAUCUGAAGCAGUACUCGCUUUAUGGCCUAUAUUCUAAUCUGAAGGGUUCACUAAGCAGCCAAUUCAAUAACCUCUUCUGAUGAGUUUCUUUCUCCUCAUGUGUGUUGCUUCUUUUGUAAUUUUGUAUUAUCAAACGGUCCCGUCCUCACAUGAUGUAUGAUAUAUAUUUACUUUAUUCUAUUACAUGGCUUGUAACUUUUUCAUGAACAAAGAUUUACGCUAUCAAGUGCGUUUGGUUCAAA